AGAGUGCUGCAAAUAGGUUGUCUUCAAAACUAAUGACAAGCUGCCGAGCGUGCGGGCAAACCUUAGUUGAGCAGAGUUCCUGUGCAGCUUUGGAGCAGUAUCUGAACGAGUACUUUCACUUGACGGCAAUUAGGCUCGGCGACUAUGAGGAUCCUAGCCAAGCAAAAGUGUGCGAUGUAUGUGCCAGAAAACUGGAAGAUUUUGAAAGCUUUCGUAACGUUUGCCUUCAGGUUCACUGGCAGCUGCAUAAGCUGAAAGUGGAAACGUUAGAUGCAGACGAUGAUGCGUUUGCAGUGAAAGUCGAAUGUAAACCAGAUUUUCCGGACGAGGAAGAUCCUAUAACAAACGUGUUCAAUAAAAAUGAAACUGCAGGUAAAUGUGCUUCGGUCAAAACCGACAGCAGUGGUGAAAGUGAUGAAACCUAUGAAAGUAAUUCCGAGGAGUACGAUUCCCCUUCGGACGAGGACGACGAUUCCUCGGAGGAAACGAAAAACCAAGCAAAUCCUUCAAAACCAAAAAAGCCACGAGCGAAAUGGGGUAGCCUGAAGAAAAAAGAACCCCACGAAAAGCGAGCGCUUUUUCCAUGCGAUCGGUGUCCUAAGAAAUUUUUCCUCCAAUACAGGUUGGACGCUCACAAGCGGGCUCAUGAUGGCCUUAAACCGUUCGAAUGUGAGCUAUGCAAGAAGGCAUUUGCCCGCUCUAACGGGUUGAAGAUGCACCGGAUACAAAAGCACAGCAACAAUCGACUGUGUUUGCCGUGUGAUUUCCCCGGUUGUACGUACAAGUACUCGACCCGGCUUGGCUUGCAGAGGCACAAAAAACGGGCGCAUGAUCCGAAUUAUGUGGAGCCUCCGGCCACGGCAUUUAUCUGUGACGUAUGUGGGAAAGAUUAUACUACCAAGGGUGGCUUGAAGACGCAUAAAUACACGCAUAAUCCAUCGGAAAUGCCGUUUGUUUGCGCAGUUUGCGGGAAAAAGUUUCCUACCGUGAACAAACUGAAGGAACACACCAUGCGCCAUGAUGGCAUUAAAAGGCACACUUGUCCGCAUUGCGGCCUGCAGAAGAUCACCAUGCACGAGCUGAAGUUUCACAUUAAAAAUAUGCAUUCAUCGGAACCACGGUCUUUUUCGUGCAAACUGUGCGAGAAACAUUUUACUAGUCCUGGAAGUCUCAGUAUGCACGUCAGAAUCAUUCACCAUGGUUUAAAACCGUACGUUUGUUCGAUUUGUUCGUUUGCUUUCGGAAGAAGCGACCAUCUCAAACGGCACAUGCAGGGCCAUAUGCGGGCUGGUUUGACUAAACCGGAAACCGCGGUAGAAUAAACGGAAACCCAGUCGAUCCAAAUGAUUGAACAUUAAUUGUACAAAAUAUCGUAAUUUGUAAA
This is a messenger RNA of Sabethes cyaneus, 1384 nucleotides long. Its product is annotated as gastrula zinc finger protein XlCGF46.1-like. Bases 33 to 1322 code for a protein of 429 amino acids. Gene Ontology annotation, molecular function: DNA-binding transcription factor activity, RNA polymerase II-specific; RNA polymerase II cis-regulatory region sequence-specific DNA binding; zinc ion binding. The transcript has 4 exons. Lineage: Eukaryota; Metazoa; Arthropoda; Insecta; Diptera; Culicidae. The record is from RefSeq and is a predicted model, not a curated record. Gene Ontology annotation, biological process: regulation of DNA-templated transcription. Gene Ontology annotation, cellular component: nucleus.